GAUCUUCCAUUGCGCCGAAUGCAUGGAACAGCGUGCAGCUCCUCUCGCAGCCGUUUAUCAAUUAAAAUCAUGCGUUCCUACGUUACUAAGCUCGACGAAAACAAUGCUUGGCUGAUCUAAGCUCCGCCUGUCCCACGAUUGGUCGCCUUCAUGUGACACUUCGCGCCACCAACGACAAUGUCCACAUAGACCCGUCGAGAUCACCCAUUCAUAUAUAUUGUUUAGUGUGUUUCUAGUGUUCGAUGUCCCGUGACACACUAAUUUCAGAAAGCAUGAGCACUUCCCAGCCGUUACGGCCCGCCUUAAACUGGGCCUCAGUAGCAUCAUGGUUCUUCAAGCCAGAAAAUUCAGUUGCUUCGAAAAUGUCCACACCUCAGAAUAGUUCACAAGCGUUGACAAACAGUAUAGACAUAUCGAAAUCAGCAGUUAACGAAAAAAUUCAAAUACUCCAACCACCUUCACCGUCAAUUGUAGAAAAUUUCAACAGAAGUAAAUAUCAACCACCGAAAAUUUGCACGCCUGUUCGAUGCACAGUACCAACUUGCAAAUGUGAAAAUUUUGUUCCUGGAAAAGUCAGACUACGAUAUUGCGAGACCUGUAAUCACGGCUGGGUAGUACAUGCAUUGGACAAGUUGGGCCUGCGACAUCUCUUCAGUAUCAGUGCUCCUGAACCGGUGCAUGUGAAUGCUGCGUUCGACACAGCUAGUUUAAUUCUGUACGGAUGUCAAGCGUUACCGAUCCGACUCAAGAUUCUUCUCGAUCGAUUGUUUACUGUGCUCCAAAAGGACCAAGUGAUUCGAGUGUUGCAUGGAUUUGGCUGGACCAUCGAAGAUUACGCUAGAGGAUAUAUUGUGCAGGAGUCACACGGCAGCACUCUGGACCGAUGGAGCAUCUGUAAUCCCGAGGAGGAGCCUCUGGUCCUCCAACAAUUUCUCAGGUUCGGAGAAACCAGAGCCAUAACGCAACAACUCCUUCUGGCGCAACAGGCACUUCAGGACCGCACCCUGGAGCGUCUGGAGCGUCGACACUCGCCGCACCCACGGGCGAUGUCCCCUAGUCGCCGACCAUCGCCUCCCACCGCACCGCCAUCUGUCUUCCACUCGCCGGCCCAUGCUAUGUCACCCCAUCAGAAACAUCCUUUGAGCUUUCUUAAAAUGCCUCCUGUUUCAGCAGGGCCCAUGAAUUCCUCGUCUCCGCCGAACAACAUCAACAACAACCCGCUGAAUCGGCUUCAGAGCAUGCAGCCGUUUGAUUACGGCAAGUUGGGAGCUGCAGGACUGCCGACUUUUCCUAGCCGCGUCAGUCCUGACAUGGUGCGACGGCGGACUUCCGAAAACGAAUGCACUGGACUAAAUUUAAGCAUAUCAACUUCGUUACCUAACUGCUUGCCACCACAUCAUCCGACAUCUGCAGCUGCCAUGGCAUCAGCAAACGCUUUAGCUGCAAGCUUGGUUUCCUCAUUUCCUUCACUAAUGCCCACGAGGAUGUCCACGGGUAGUCGAUCUCCAUCGAACGCUGACAUAUUUAUUGGCAAUAAUAACAGUGAAGAGGAUGAUGAUGCAGAUGAGAAUUCUCAUAGUGCACUGAACCUGAGUCGAGAUAGAGACGCGAUGAAGACGCCUAAACAACCUCGGAUACUUCCGCCUAGAAAACCGUCUAUCGACAAAAGGCAAUGGGGGUCUCCUGGUUUACCUCUUAACUUAGGGACUCAGUUUAUUAACCCAGCGACAGGGAAGAAAAGGGUGCAGUGCAAUGUUUGCUUAAAAAACUUUUGCGAUAAAGGUGCAUUGAAGAUUCAUUUCUCAGCGGUACAUCUUAGAGAAAUGCACAAGUGUACAGUGGAAGGAUGUAACAUGAUGUUUAGUUCUCGCAGAUCUAGAAAUCGGCACAGCGCCAACCCGAAUCCCAAGUUACAUUCCCCGCAUUUGAGAAGAAAAAUAUCACCGCACGACGGGCGCAGCGCACAAUCUCAUCCGAUGCUCAUUCCUCCACAAACUGGACUACCUUUACCAGCUGCUGCUGCGGCAGCUCUAAACCCAUUACCAUUCAGCCCGUUUUCUUUAUUAACACCUACUCCCGAUAUGAAAUAUCAUCAGUUAGCCACAAUGGAUUUUAAAGCUAAAUUAGAUUUAUCUAUGCAAAGAAGUAUGGAAGAGAGUAAAAACAUAAUUAGAGAUUGCGGUGUCUUAGCUUUAACAACAUCCAAUCAACAGCAAUCUGAAGAAGAGGAGGAUGAAGAGGAAGGUAUUGUAGUUGUUGGAGGUGAUGAAGAUGACGAUAUUCCUCAAGAUAGGACUCUUCCUAUGGAAAUAGAACCAGUAAAGAUAGAAGUAAAAGAGUCAGUGAAGACAGAACCUGAGCCAGUAAAUUUACAGCCAACCAUCGAACCGGAACCGUCUAAGGAGAUAUUUGAAUCAGUCAGAGAAAAACAGGAGCCAGUGAAUAGUCCUCCGGUUUGCUUUCCACCAGUGUCAGAUCAGCCGGAAGACUUCAGUAUGCCCAGUAAGAAGCAGAAAAUGUCUAUAUCCGACGCAGACGAAGAGGUAACAAGUAAUGUCGAUAGUAACGAAGAUUCUUUAAGUGUAGUAGAUAAUCAUAGUUUAAAAGACGAACUGAAUAGUGUACAAACAAAUAAACGAAAGCGGAAGAGCCAGAAUCCAACCCGAUGCACAGUACCUGUUAUGAUGGAAGAUCCAACAAGCGACGGGGAUUCCUCGAGCGAUGUGUUUGCGGAACGCCUAGCAGAAUCAACUAGGAGACUAGAAGUGGAAUCCAAAAUCGAACCGAAAAAAGAAAUAAAGACGGAGAGCAGGUGCGAGUCGCCUCUAGACCUAGGCAAGCACAGUCCCGAUGUGAACGCCAACGAACCCGAAAAAAACAUCAGCAAUGAAAUAAAAACGUCACUGGCCCCCCUUUUUUCCAUCGACAAAUUAAAAAAAGAAAAGCUUUUUCACGAUUCUGAAGCAGCUGAAGAAAACGACGACCGUCCAGCGAGUUCCGUGGAAAGUAACAAAAGCGACGAGUCAUUUGAUUCAUCCAAUGCUCUUAGACAGUUAGAAAGUCUAUCUCACGGUCAUUUUAGCGAUUGGAUGUCAAAGGGAUUUCACCUAGGACUCGGAGGACCUGGAGCGCAGUUUCCUCACGUGGGGUUUAUGGUUGGAACAGGCCCUCCAAGCCCUGCUCGCUCCCAAGCCUCUUCAGCUGGUAGCAGUAACGGAGGCGAAUCUCCUGAUGAAAACAGCCAAAAUCAGUUUUUUGGGCAUUUCGAAAACGGUCAUUUUAUAAGCACUAUGGAUGUUCCUAUAGAUAAAGAUAAUCCACGACGUUGUACGGCUUGCGGGAAGAUUUUCCAAAACCAUUUUGGAGUAAAGACGCAUUAUCAAAACGUUCAUUUGAAACUGAUGCAUAAAUGUAACGUUGACGGAUGCAAUGCGGCCUUUCCUUCGAAAAGGAGUAGAGAUAGGCACAGUGCUAACUUAAAUUUACACAGAAAACUGCUUUCGACGUCUUCGGAUAAAGGUGGGUCUGGAUUAUCUCCGUUUCCCGGGUUUCCCAGCCCUGCUUCACAUAGCGAAUUCUUCAGGCUUUGCGCGGAGGAGGCGUUCAAAAAUCACCAUCUUCCUUCGAACUUAGACCAGCUAAUGUUAAACGGGGACCGACCUCCUAACCCACCUUUAUUGCUACCGCCUCCUCUAGGAGUUUUACCAUUUCCUUUAGGAAGUUUUCCACCGUUUGGCCAGUUUAACGGUUCCGCCAUGAGGAGAGAACGAUCUUCCACUUCUAGCUCUCCAGUUUCUUCAUCGCCGCCUCCGUCAAAUCAUCCACCCAACUCGCUGAAAUACGUUCACUGUGUUGAAGAGGACCUCCCUACGUUAGACAAAGAAGGAAAGCUUCCUUGUAGAUUCUGUCGAAUAUCGUUUGGGGCACCGUCUCAGCUCAAAGAGCAUUGCGAAAAGAACCAUUUGUCGGAAAUGUUCAAAUGCACCAUAAUAGGUUGUCCGAAGGUUUUUGCUUCAAAAACGAGAAGGAACAUUCACUCAGAGAACGAAUCUUUCCAUAUAAAUUUGUUGAAAAAGGAGUCAGAGGUCUCGUGACCUUUAAAUAAUGGCCUAGAUUUAAGGACUGUACCUCUAUGGUGGUGAUCGAUCUUCAAAGUAUUUUUAUCAACUGUUAAAUUCCUUUGUGAUUUUAGAAUAAUUUAGUUUUAUUAGUUUUAUUUUUCAAAGCCAGUUGUUUUUUUAUUUAUUAAUUACUCUUGUACAAAAUAAUUUCCUAUAUAUAUUAUAUAUAUAAAAAUUUUAGACGUGUAUAAAAUUUUACAUUAGCCAGUCAUGGAAAAAUACUCAUUUUUGUAAAUAUAUACAGUAGUUUUUAGCGAUCUCUAAUAGUAAGUCGUGAUUAAAUAUUGCUGUUCAUGUUAAACGGUUAUAUAUUGCUCAUUUUUAUUACCACGAAAUCAGUUUGUAGCAAUUCUAUAUUCAGAUCAUGUUUAAAAGAAAAAAAAGUAACUUUAAACACUGUGUGUUCGCUUGUAGAAAAUGAAAUACUACGUUACCUAUAAUAAAGGAUUGUUAUCCGUAUAUCUUACUGUGAAAUUUUUGAUCAAUAUUAAAACAUGUAUAUUUAAAUGUGCAAUAACUUUGUAUAUAAGCUAUCUCGUCUGUAUGUGUAUAGAUGUAAAUAACUUCGUCUAAAAAUAUAGAAUAAUGUCCUUAAGGUAUACGAACAAUAAAACAGUCCAAAAUUCAGUUUUACCAAUAGCAUUCAUUUUUGUUCGGGGGGUUUUCUCAUUCAAAAUUAUUUUAAAUUAUUUUCUCGUUUGUUAUUAUGCAUCAGAAACACUUUUUAAAUGUUUUUGUUAUUGCACCCUCUUAUGUACAGAAGUAUGUAUUGCCUCUGGGCAUAAUAAAAUAUAGCUGUCGUAUAAA
This is a messenger RNA of Sitophilus oryzae (rice weevil), 4928 nucleotides long. RefSeq lists its product as uncharacterized. Gene Ontology annotation, biological process: regulation of DNA-templated transcription. Lineage: Eukaryota; Metazoa; Arthropoda; Insecta; Coleoptera; Curculionidae. Gene Ontology annotation, cellular component: nucleus. The record is from RefSeq and is a predicted model, not a curated record.